Messenger RNA from Paramecium sonneborni, 3758 nucleotides. The record is from the annotation of a GenBank genome assembly. Lineage: Eukaryota; Ciliophora; Oligohymenophorea; Peniculida; Parameciidae.
AUGAGCUUUCAAAUAGAUUCAAGAAUUUUUGAAUUUUAAGAUUAAAACACCUAUAAAUAACUAUUUAUUUUCCUUAGUUUAGAAUUUUAAAGUGAUGGAUAACAAUUUUCGUUUAAAGAUGAAAAAUAAUAAGAAAAAUUUCUAAAAUUUAAGACAGCAUUUGAUAAUUUAAAAGAAAUGUUUCCUAAUUUUAAAGUUAAACUUAAACCUAAAUUCUAAACUAAUUAAUAAUAUCAAAAUAAAUCUUAGUAGAAAGAAUAAAGUGAGUUUGCCUUAAAAAAUUCAUCAACUUAAAUAAAUUCAGAUCAAAGUUUACGUAAUUCUAAAACAGAAUAAUCUUUAUAAAAGUCUUUAGGUAUAUAAAGUUUUUAAGGAGAUAAUGAUUCUUAAAAAGUAUAAAUUCAAUAGAAAGUUUCUAUAAAUAAUCAUGAAGAUAAUUAUACACAUUAACUUAAUUAAUAACAAUAAGAUUUAAUAUCCAUAAUUUCAGAGAUAGAUUAGAGCAAUUUUGAUUCAUCUUUUCAAUUCUCUUUAAAUAGUUUAAUUUUGAAUUCAACGUUAGACUCAAGUAUCAUUGAAUAUGAUGACAAAAUAAAAAUUAAAUAUCAUGAUAAAACUUUUACUAUUUAAUUAAAAAAUAACUUUAUUCUAUAAAUUAUUGAACAGUUAUAUUUAGAAUAGUGGAAUCUAUUGAUUAAAUAAUUAAAUUUGAUAAAACAAUCUAUGAAUAGUUAUAAAUUAUAAUAAAAUACAGAUUUCUAUUUUUUAAACCAAGAGAUUUAAACCUUUAUUGAAAAAAUUUAAUUAAUCGAAAUUCAAUUUUGCUAUCAUUCAUGUUAUACUAUGAAAUAAUAAUAAUCUAAGAUGAAUAUAUUUUUAUAAUUACAUUAAAUUUAUAUUGCAUAAAUUGGUGAUAAUUUUUAUCUUGUUUCAAAAUAAUAGUCAUAAUAAUUCCUAUAAGAUAUAUUAUUAUAAAUAUAUGAGAAUUAUAGAGGUUAUAUACUCCAUUAUGCUAAUGCAAAACCUUACUCAAAUUAUAUUGAAAACAAUCCAAUUAUGGCAAAUUCUAGAUAUCUUUAUUAUAAAAAAUAUUUAGCUACUGAUGUUAAGCAAUAUAGUUUUCAUUAAUAUUUAAAUGAGAACUUUUUUUUUUUUGAAAUGAAUUUUGCAUAAAUUUAAGAAAAUAGAGAAAUAGUUGAAAAAUAAAUAAAAUAAUAUGUAGGAGGAUUUUUAAAAAAUCUAUUUUUAUUAUAAUUUUCCAUAAAAUCAACUUUUGAGUUGGAAUAAAAAUUUGAAAAAUUAUUUUAGAAUUCAAUUGAAUCUUUAAAAUUAAAGAUUUUAUUCUAUAAAAAUAAUGAUAAUUUGAUAUUAUUUGGAAUUAAUGAUGAUAUAAGAAAAUUGUUAUCUCACUUAGAAAGAUAGGAUUUUACAAUUAAAUUUAUGAAAACUUUAAUUGAACUUGACAAAGACAAUUAUUUAUUUAAACUAAAAGGAACUUAAUAAAAAAUUGAUUUGGACUCGAUAAUAGCUUUACUACAAAAAUUUGGAUUUCAGUAAGAUGAUCCAAAAAAGUUAGCAUUUUCAACAGUUAUCAAUACAGGAUUGAAUUAUUUGCAUUUAAGUAAAAAUAAUAUUAAUUUAGUUUAAAUUUUAAAAAUUUUAUGUGAUUUUCGAGAAUAAAAUAACAAUAGGCUUACAUUAUAAACAUUUCAUUAAAAAUUUAGAAUUUCUAUUGAUUAAAAAGAUCUAAAGAAAGAUAUCACAUUUCUUAGUUUGAUUAAUCCUAAUAAUAUUUAAUAAUUAUCUGAAUAAUAAUAAGUAAUGACUCUUAAUGUACGUUCUGAAUUGCAAUAAUUUUCAAUUAGUGAAACUAUAAGUUUAAAUGUAAUUUUAUUUAUUAAUUAUUUAGCCUAAAUUUUUAGAUGAAAUCAUUAUUGAUAAUCUUGAUCAAGAUUUUAGAAAUAAUCUGGUCUUAAAUAACCAAAAGUUACAAUUUUAAAAAAUAUCAUAAGGAAAGUAUCAACUAUAGUGCAUGAAUAAAGAAAUUGUGACAUAAUUUUAAUAAUACUUCAAUAAAUUUUAAACAGUAAUAUUAGAUUUAGAUUAAAACUCUUUAACAUGUUUUGAAUUAAGCCAUUUUUUAAAAAAAGAAUUGAAGAAAAGAUUCAUCUAUUGGAAAAUUAUAGAUUAAAAAAAAUUAUAUUUAAUUACAAGACAUACCGAAUUUCUCAAAUAUGCUUAAGAGUUUAAUUAAUACAAAGGAAAAAUAAUUUAUAUGAUUAGUCUUGAUUCUAAAUAUUUAAAUGAAAAGAUUGAAUAUUACUAAUUAGUUUUAGCAAGAACAAAUUAUUUUAAAUAUAAAUUAUGUGAUUUUUUAAAAUCACUAUUCUAAUAAAUAAAAGAAAUUGAAUUCAGAGAAGAAUAGGAAAUAAGUUCCUUUUGUAUUAUUCAUUCAAAUUAUAUUAAUUAGGAAUAAUAUCUAAUUUAAUGUUUUUAGUAUAUUCAGAAACUUAUUGGUUCUAAGAUUUUUAUAGAAAUAAAAACAAUACCCCAAGUUGGAUAAAUAUUUCUUGAAAAGAUUAAUUCAAUUAAAGAUUUAUACAUCUCACAAAUAUAAUAAUACUCAGAUUAUUACAUAACAAUCUUAGGUAAUAAACAGCAUUUUUAAUAAAUAAAUUAAUUAAUAUAAAAAAUAUAUAUUCCAGAUGAAUAAGCUACAAAUUUGCAUGUUAGUUUUUACAUAGAAUAAUUUAUACCUUAUAAAAAUAUAGUUUAAAAAACAUAACAUAGAGAAAAAUUUAAAGUUUAUUUAGAAAGAUAAGGAUUUACUUUGCUUGAUACAAAUAGCAAAUGGAAAAUAGAAAUAAAAUAAAAAAUAUCAAAACGUAAAUUAAUAUUUAUAUUUUAGUUACUAUUUUUUCAUAUCUAGCAGAAUAUAUAAAUUAAGAAUCAACAUAAAUGAUAAAAAAUUAUGAUUUACUGAAUUUAGAAUCUGUACAAUUCUCAGUAAUUUAGCAAAAUUCUUAACUAAAUUUAAUUCAAGAUAUUGAUUAAACACUUUUAGAGUUUUUAGAGAAUGAAAAUAAUUAAAAUAACUAUUAUGAAAGUAAUGUAUUAGAGAAAAUUAACUAAAAUGAUAAUUUUAAAAAUUAAAUACUGAAUAAUAAACAGAUAAUAACUUAAAGUUUAUAAAACAUGACAGAUAGUUAGUUUUAAAAUGAACAUAGUGAUUAAUCUCUAAAUUAAGAUCUUCCUAUAUUGGCAGAAUUUUAAAAUUCUAUACAACAAAUAUAGUUUCCUCAAAUUUCUAAAGCAAUCAAAAUUAUUAUAGAGUAAAAUUUUUCAAAUUAUAACUUUCUCUUUUUCGAACCAUAUGUAGACUAAAACUAUAAGAAUAACUUUUUAAAAUAAGAAUUUUAAUGUACAGAACUUUAUGUUGUUUAAAAAUUAAAGAAAGUUUUUUAUUAAGGAACUUUCAGUAAGAAAAUCAUAUUUUGGACAAAUCCUAAAACUGCUAUUGAAAAAUUUAUUCAUUAAAAUCAUCAUUAAGUGUAUUAAUUUAUUCUGAUUUUUUUUAAAGCAAAUAAAUCAUGUAAAUUUGCAUCUCUUAAAGAGGAUAAAGAAAAGAUUUGCUUAAUGGAAGAUAAUUAAAUAUUGCCAUAUCUUUUUAUAAAAGAAAAAUGAUUUAAUCACUUUUUAAUUUUAUUUAUUUUUUAAUUAUCAUAAUAAAAAGAUUAUAUUAUCAAUUUUUAAUCUGA